This is a messenger RNA of Podarcis lilfordi (Lilford's wall lizard), 10659 nucleotides long. NCBI's taxonomy places the organism in Eukaryota, Metazoa, Chordata, Lepidosauria, Squamata, Lacertidae. The record is from the annotation of a GenBank genome assembly.
GUGACAGCAGAGGUGAUUCCUAGGAUGGCGAGCCAAACGAAGAACAGGGCUCUAAUCAUUGUCAAUUACAAUUUCCAUGGAAGAAAUGCGGGAAGCGAACUCACCCCAAGACCGGGAGCCAGGAAGGAAGCAGACAGGAUUUUCAAAGCAUUAUCCAAGUGCCAUUAUGCCGUGAAAAUUCACCUUGACUUGACAGCUAAAAAAAUAGAAGAACUUUAUGAGGAAGGUAUGUGUACGGCUUGGCUUCUGUCGUGUUUGACAGCCUGGAACAUGUCCUAAGAACAGGGCUUCAGUUUCUGGAAACCACAGGAGGGGGAAAAGCUCUUGCACUCGGGUCUUGAUUAUGAGCUUCCCAUAGGUAUCUGGUUGGCUGGUGUAAGAACAGGGUGCCGGUCCUGAUGACAUACCCUCCAACAUUUCUCCAAUAGUGACGUCCUAUUUCAUCAUAAUUAUAUGAAUAAUUGUACUCUUUGUACCCCACCCAUCUGUCUGGGUUGCCCCAGCCACUCGGACCAGCUUCCAGCAUAUAUAAAAGCAUAAUAAAACGCUAAACAUUUUUUAAAAACUUCCCUAUUCAGAGCUACCUUCAGAUGGCUUGGGGGGUUGGAUAACUCUAUACCCUCCUACAUUUCUCUGAUGAAAAUAGAGAUGUCCUAAGGACAUUCUGGGAUCAAAUCAGAAACCAGGAUGGCUUCUGUUAAUCCAGAAUUCUGAAAAAUAGGGACACUUGGAGGAUCUGAUCUAAUGGGCCACUGGCCUCAUCCAGCAAGGCUUUUCUUGGGUUCUUAGAGCUCUGUAUGUUUACUCUGAAGAAGUGACAAUUCAAAUCCCCAUGACAGGGUGAGCUCCCGUUGCUCAGUCCCUGCUCCUGCCAACCUAGCAGUUCGAAAGCAUGAAGUGCAAGUAGAUAAAUAGGUACCGCUCCGGCUUGAAGGUAAACAGUGUUUCGUGUGCUGCUCUGGUUCGCCAGAAGCGGCUUAGCCAUGCUGGCCACAUGACCCGGAAGCUGUACGCCGGCUCCCUCGGCCAAUAAAGCGAGAUGAGCGCCGCAACCCCAGAGUCGGCCACGACUGGACCUAAUGGUCAGGGGUCCCUUUACCUUUAAUAGUGGUCUUCAAAUAUCUGAAGGGCUGUCAUUCAGAAUACACAGCAGAUUUUAUCCUCUGCGGUUCCAGAGCUGGAAUAAAUGAGUGGAGCAAGAUUUCACUUUAGGAGAAACGUCCUAACAGCAAGUGCUGUUCAGCAGCCGUGGGAGAUGGCAGGCUCUUCUUUUGCUGCAUGUAUUGAGGCACAGGCUUCAGGGCUACCUGUCAGGGGUGCUGCAGUUGCACCUUGCAUUGCAGAUCUUGCACCCAGCAGGGGUCAGGGAUGCCCUUUCCAGUGCUGUGAUUCUAUGGCUGUGCACGCAUUACCAGCUUAAUAUGCAGCUACAUCAAGCCUUUUCCUCAAUUCAGAUUGAAGCCAGUUUGGGGGUGGGGGUGGGAGGGGAGGCAUCAAAACACAGUAUUUCAUAAGACACAACAGGAUAGAUAGUGGAUCGCGACUGAUGUCUUCGAUACAGCACUUCCUAAACCAGCAAUUGGUGCACACCGAUGCAGAGUAAACAGGAGUGUGUAGCCUAUAUUGUGUUUGGGAAAUAGAAUAGCAUGCCAAUACAGGAUCUGCUUCUUGGUCUGCCAGAUUCAGCAAAAAUAUAUUUGUGUGCCAAUUGCUAAUCUUUGCAAACAACACAUCUGAGAGGUUUGUCACAAACGCAGAUCGUCAAGAUAGCAAGACCCAUCUUUUGAACUUGUUGUUUUAAAUUACUGUGUGUUUUAAUCCGGAUCGUGAGCCAACUUUGAUACUUUAAAAUUUAAUGUCUGCCGCCCUGGGACCUUUUUGGUGAAGGGUGGAUUACAAAUAUCUAAAACAACUAAAUGAAUCGCUAGUAAUUGACCAUAGUAAAGAUUAAGCCCCUCGCCAUCGCCUGUCUGUGCACAAAACCCCUUUUGCACUUAGAACUUCAUACGAGAGACUCGUCGUCAAGCAGAUCAAUUUGAACUUUGGAUCCCUGCUUCGCUUCGCACAUGAUGCCCCACCUCUUACCUUUUCAUCCAGCGUCAGUAGCUGAGCUGUGUGCAAAAGCUGCCAAAAUCGUGGGCAUAACCAGCCACCCUGCUUCGCCUGCCCAUGUGAAUGCAAAUAAUGCGUAGUUGCAAAGGGUCGGUAACUUUCUUAUGAAGGGAAAACAUUAUGUAAACUGAUGACUUUUUAAAAAGAGAGUGAGAGCAGGUCUUUUAUUUCCAUGCAUUAAUUUUGUACUGAAAAUGAAAAUUUAAUAGAUAGCUAUCCAGCUGGUUUAGAGACCCUUUAAUAUAAAUGCAUGACCCCAUAGUAAAGGUAAAUAGGUAAAGGACCCCUGAACGGUUAAGUCCAAAGGUGACUAUGGGGUUGCAGCGCUCAUGAUUUAUGGGCUACUACUAAAAUGAGGCUGCAUUUUAAAUUGUAUUUUAACCCAUAUUUUAAUUAACUGGUUUUUCCCCCCUAUUAUGUUUUAUUGUAAUUUUAUUGGUGUUAGCCGCCCUGAGCCUGGUUCUGGCUGGGGAGGGCAGGGUAUAAAUAAAUUGUUGUUGUUGUUGUUGUGUACUGAAGUUCUCACCCUGGGCCAGCAGGGGGAUACUAUAGAUAGUUCAGGUCCACAUAUGCAAAUAGGGGGUCGAAAGUGACGUUCAGUGAUUGGCUAGUUACAGAAAAUGGUUACUGUUGCGUUCUAGUGGAGCUCUAUAUAAGCAGGCUGGCUGAACCCUUCAGUUCAGUUCUGUUCUGGCCUGUGAAUAAACAAGAGCUGUUUGAAGAAUCGCUGGGUUGACUGAUAUGUUCACCCAUAACUUAACAAUUAUUAUUAUUAUUAUUAGCCUGGAAAGGUGGGGUAUCAGUUUGGAUCAUAAGAUAAUAUGAAUGGUGGCAGUGUAUUACUGUGUGCUGUAUCUUUUGCAGAAUGUCACGCAGAUCACGGGGAGUUUUUUGUAAGCAUUCUGUCCAGUCACGGAGAAGAAGGGAUUAUCUAUGACUGCGAAGGACAGCCAGUUCAGCUCAAGCGUAUUUUCCAGAUAUUAGAACCUGAAAGGUGUCACAAACUGGCUGGGAAACCCAAAAUCUUCUUCAUUCAGGUAACAUCUGGAGCUGCAAGCUUGUUGACUUGUGUGUAAACCGUCUGUGAGGAUGAUGGGGAAAUUCAGACAAUCUCUGUAGCUGCAGGCUUGUGACUUCACUGCUUAAACGGUCACAGUGAUUAUGAGCAGGGGAAAGUCUUCUCUGUCUUGUAAGCUUGCCAGCUUUUCCGCAGCAUGGUGUAUCGAAACAUAACGGUGGUGGGGAAAGCACAGUCUUCAACCUUUUAAAAAUGAAACUAGGGAUAUAUUCAGAAACCCCAGAUCUCUGACCAAAAAUCACUGCCUGGGGCACACACAGAGAAAUGCCACAUGUUGCUAAAAGCUCUACCAAAUGUUGUAUUCAUUUUAGCAACCAUAAGCUACCUAGGAUGUUGGACCUGCUACAGCAAAAUGUUGCGGUGUUCAAGGCUCUUGUUCACGUUUCCAGCCACUCCAUUCUGUUCCUCCUCUCCUUCCUUGGUUUUCCACCCUUUCCAUGCACUCACUUCCAGCAAAGCAGUGUUUUCCACUUACAGUGGUUCCUCGAGUUACAUACGCUUCAGGUUACAGACUCCACUAACCCAGAAAUAGUGCUUCAGGUUAAGAACUUUGCUUCAGGAUGAGAACAGAAAUUGUGCUCCGGCGGCGCAGUGGCAGCAGGAGGCCCCAUUAGCUAAAGUGGUGCUUCAGGUUAAGAACAGUUUCAGGUUAAGAACAGACCUCCGGAACGAAUUAAGUACUUAACCCGAGGUACCACUGUAUAUCGAGACACAUUAAAAAAAUACAUGAAAUGCUUCCUUAACCCAUGUAAAACCUUGCAUUCUGGAAAAAAAAAGCUACUCAGAAUGUGCUUGGUUUCAGUUCUAGAGUGUAUGACUCAAAUGCCAAAAGGAAGAGGAAAAGGUUUAUUUUCUUGCCCAUUUGUCAUCAGGGACUAACUCAUUUUGUUCAUCAAGGAAUUAUCUGCAUUAACUUUAUUGCAUUUCCUAGACUCAUAGUAUCAGUGUAACCUAUAUUCUCUGAACCUUCCCGGAUGUUUGACUCAUCGUGGCUGGUGUCAACAUGGGGGAUUUCCUCCCAAAGGCAAAUACAGUGGUACCUUAGUUUUAGAACAGCUUAGUUUAUGAAGAACUUGGAAAUAGAAUGCUGCAAACCAGGAAGUAGGUCUUUGUGAACUUUGCUUUGGAAGCUGAACAUGUUCCGCUUCCUGUUGAGUGUGUUCCAUUUUUAAAUUACUGUAUUUUUCGCUCUAUAAGAUGCACCAGACCACAAGACGCACCUAGUUUUUGGAGGAGGAAAACAAGAAAAAAAUAUUCUGAAUCUCAGAAGCCAGAACAGCAAGAGGGAUCGCUGCGCAGUGAAAGCAGCAAUCCCUCUUGCUGUUCUGGCUUCUGGGAUAGCUGCGCAGCCUGCAUUCGCUCCAUAAGACGCACACACAUUUCCCCUUACUUUUAAGGAGGGGAAAAGUGAGUCUUAUAGAGCAAAAAAUACGGUAAGUCCCCGCUGCUAUUCAGAGGCUUCCUGUUGAGUCUGUCAGCUGUUGAGUCCUAAGCACCUACGCAACACAGAGGUGAUAUUUGGAGCUUUUGUUUUUGCUAUUUUUUUGCAUUUUUGUUUGUGUGGCUUUUUCAUUUUUUUGACUGUGACUUGUUCUUUGUUUUAUGGGACUGACUUGUGACUGUGGCUUGUGACUUCAUUUUUGUGACUUGUUUUUGUGACUGUGUGGAACCCAGUUCAGCUACUGAUUGAUUGAUUGAUUGAUUGAUUGAUUGUGUGACUGCAGAAAUGGAUAAAAGCCCCACAACCAAACAAUGACUAUCAUCAGUGCACAUAAGAAAAAAUAAUAAUUUUAAUUUUUAUCACCUACAAUUCUGUCUUAUUUAUUUUAUAGUACAGUACAUUGAUUAUUGCUUUCAUUUUAUGAAUCAAUGGUCUUGUUAGAUAAUAAAAUCCAUGUUAAAUUGCUGUUUUAGGGGUUGUUUUUAAAAGUCUGGAACAAAUUAAUCCAUUUUGCAUUACUUUCUAUGGGAAAGCAUGGCUUGGUUUUAGAACACUUUGGUUUUGGAACAGACUUCCGGAACGGAUUAAGUUUGGGAACCAAGGUACCACUGUACCAGCUUCAGAAGUGGCAUCCUUCUCAAGACCACAGCAGGGAGGAAAGAGUUACAUUUCCCCUUCUCCCAAUAAUUAUCCCCUCUGGAGUGAUGCUAUUUGCACUUUAAAAAAACAAGAACCUGCAUGUUAAAUGAAGCAGCACAUCUUAUAGGCAUUUGUAGUUUGAGCCCUGAACUGAGCCUGGAAACAAAUGGGUAGGCAGCAAAAUUGCACAGCAAAGGGAUCAUGCUUCUGAUAAAUGUGUUCUGGGACAGGGAAAAAAAACCUCAAAGCAACAAAUGAAGGCAGAAUACAGAGGAUCUAGGCUUUAUUCUCUGGGUUAGGCACAUGGAUGAAGGAUGCUUUUAGAAGCACACACAGAAACACUGAAUAGAAAUAUAACUCUGGUGGGGAAAGCACAGCCAUAAACAUUUCAGAAAUGAAAAUAGGGGCAUAUUCACAGACCCCAGUUCUCUUACCACCACCCAGGGCACACACCCAAAAUGACACACAUUGCAAAAAGCUCCAUUGCUUGUUGUAUUUUUUUUUAUCAAUAACAGAUUGUCCAGUAUUGUUUGUUAAGCGCUAGCUAGGAUGUUGGACCUGCUGCAACAAAAUGUUGCAGCGUAGAAAACUCCUGUUCAGGUUCCAGCCAUACAGCGGUUGCAUUUGCUGUGCUUUCUAGGCCUGCCGUGGAGUGGAAAUUGAUCAAGGUGUUUGGCUGCAGACAGACAGCGGUGAAGCACAGACUGAGUGUUUCUCACACUAUCUCUCCAUUCCUCAAGACACUGCAGUGAUGUAUUCUUGCUGUCCAGGUAUGUAAGUCCUGUAUGGAAUGUUGAAAGGCUCGGGACAGCCAAAGAAACAAUUCCUUUUCCCCACGCAUAAGCUAUGAAAUUCAUUCCCACAAUACGUCAGGAUGACCAUCAACCUCAAUGACUUUAAAGAGUUAUUAGACAUGUUCAGGUAGAUUAAGGCUGUCCAUUGCUCAUUAGCAAGCUUAUUGUAAUAACCUGCAGUUUUAUAAGUGUAUAUAUUUACAGUAGAUAAUUAAAUGAACAAGUUAAAUGAAUUUGGAUAUGCAGAAGAUAUUUUAAAAAAUUAAUUUAAGGAACUGCAGAAAGAGGGGGGAGUCAAAUUUUGAAAUGUUAAAUGCAUUGUCAAACUAAUGAAAUGUAUAAAAUUGAAAAAUAACAAUAAAAAACUAAAAAAGAGAGGAAAAAAUAGGGGGACGGGAAGGCUGUCUGUUGCUACUAGCUUCAAAGCUCCAACCCUAGCUAUGGAGGGGGGUAGCUGGGUUUCUUUGCCCCUGAUGAAACCAUCAGAGGGGCGCCAUUGAGGCUCAUCCCCCCCCCCAUACGCAAAUGCAUGUUGGGGGGUGUGCCAAACUGGGUCUUUGACGCGGGUGAAAUAAAGCCUAGUUUCUCGUCUGCCUGCAGUGUCGGAGGGGGUUUAAUAAUAAUAAUAAUAAUAAUAAAUAAUUUUAUUUAUACCCCGCCCUCCCCGGCCAGAGCCAGGUUCAGGGUGGAUAAUACCAGUAAAAAUUAGUGAAAACAUAAUAGGAGGGGAACCCUAUUUAAAAUGCAGGUUAAAGUGCAAUUUAAAAUGCAGCCUCAUUUAAAAAGUAACCCAUAGAUCACAUAAAGGGAGGGAAACAUAAGGGUCAGACUGAGUCCAAACCAAAGGCCAGGUGGAACAGCUCUGUCUUACAGGCCCUGUGGAAAGAAAUCAGAUCCCGCAGGGCCCUGGUCUCAUGAGACAAAGUGUUCCACCAGGCUGGAGCCAAUGUUAAAAAGGCCCUGGCCCUGGUUGAGGCUAAUCUGACUUCCUUAGGGCCCGGGACCUCUAGAGUGUUGCUGUUUAUGGACCUUAAGGUCCUCCGUGGGGCAUACAGGGAGAGGCGGUCCUGUAGGUACGUGGGUCCUAGGCCGCAUACGGCUUUAAAGGUAUGCCUCAGGAUACCAAACUGCUGGGAUCACAGAGUUGUAGAGUUGGAAGGGACCAUGAGGGUCAACUAUUCCAACCCCUUGCAAUGCAGGAAUCUUUUGCCCAACAUGGGGCUCGAACCCAAGACCCUGUGAUGAAGAGUCUCAUGCUCUACCGACUGAGCUAUGGAGAGGGCUGUUGCACUCAGGUCCUGCCUGAGAGCGUCCCAAAGGCAUCUGAUUGGCUGCUGUGAGUAAAGAAUGCCGGACUGGCUUGACCCAGCAGGACUCUUCUUUAUGUAUGCCUAGCAACCCAGCGCUGUACAAGAUCGAAGCAAAUUUCACCCAAGUAUGCCCAAGUAAGUGUGCACUCUUUAUAAAGAUUGGAGGAGUGAGGUUACUACCCCUCUAUUACCCCUCUAACGCGGGUGGCGUUGUGGUCUAAACCACUGAGCCUCUUGGGCUUGCCACUCAGAAGGUCAGCGGUUCAAAUCCCCGUGAUGGGGUGAGCUCCCGUUGCUUUGUCCCAGCUCCUGCCAACCUAGCAGUUCGAAAGCACAUCAGUGCAAAUAGAUAAAUAGGUACCAUUGUGGCGGGAAGGUAAACGGCGUUCCCGUGUGCUCUGGUUUCCGUCACAGUGUCCCAUUGCACCAGAAGCGGCUUAGUCAACUGGCCACAUGACCUGGAAAGCUGUCUAUGGACAAACGCCGGCUCCCUCGGCCUGAAAGCGAGAUGAACGCUGCAACCCCAUAGUUGCCUUUGACUGGACUUAACCGUCCAGGGGUCCUUUACCUUACCCCUCUAUUACUGUCCAUGUUGGGUCGCUCAACCAUUGCUACUGUGUCCUUUCUUUUAGCAGAUCAAGAUGAUCAGGUAACAGCAAAAACUGCAAGGUUUUUAGCGGGGGCAAUUAGAAUAAGAUCUACAAUUUGAUUAUUGAUGCAAAACCCCAGAAUGGAUUUUCUAUAGUUAAGUUUUUACCUCUAUCUUCAGUACAUUUUAUUUCAUUGCUAUGGCUAGUGGCCGAUGCAAAUAAAGAUUCUUCCGAUUUUGAAGUGUGCAUAUGUAUGGGUAGAUUUGUGGGGUUGUGGCUGAAACGUACUAGAGUAGCUCUAAUAGAAGAAGCAUGAUUGCUGCCAAGAAAUUUGUUUUCAAGGCACCACCUUGCUGAAGGAGACCAGUGCUCUUCAAUUUCUUUUUUCCUGGUGUUUUCAGGCUACGCUUCGUUCAUCAAUCGGUGGGAAUCCAUGUUCCUCAAGGCCUUGCUGGACCUGCUAGAAGGAGAGGAAUGCCAUCUUGAAGUUGCCAGUUUGAUGACCCGAAUUAGCGGGACAGUCGCCUUGCAGGAAGCGAAAGGGAAAUACAGAGGAGGUAAAGAAAUGCCCUGCUUCGUCACCAAGAUGGUGAGAGAGGUUUACCCCUUCUCACAAGGAAGACAGGCCUCAGGUGAUCUCUCCAAUUCCACCAGGGAGUGUAGCAGCAACGAAGCGUAAGGAAUCAGCCGCAUUUCUUGUCUGGACAAGGACUCCUGUGAAGCCAGGAAGCAGCUCCACCAUGAGAAACGUGCGAUUGUUGCAAACUGGGCAAUAAUGGCCUUUUUGCUCUCCAAUGAAGAGUGAAUAACACAAGCACAUCUGAUAGGAUGGAGGUUUAUAGUAUGUGUGCCUUCUGCUCUUCCCUCAGUCUUCAAAAUUUAAUGAACCUGUUGCCUAACAUCUGAGGUGGCCUAAACACCCAACUUGUCCCAGAACUAAGAAAAGGGAAUUCCUGCUCCCUCUGCUUCGAUGAAGACCUGCGGAACCUGCAGCAAAACAUUACAGCAUGGAGUGCUCCUGUUCAGGGUUCCAUGCCUUCUUCAAGGCUACUCCAUUCCUUUCCACCAUCCCAACAUUCUAUACUCCAUGCACUGGGCUGCUUUGAGGUUCCCUACCUCUAGGGCUUCUACUAGAAAAAGAAAAUAUAUCUCAGCAGAAUCUAUUUCCCUCUCCCUAUUGAUACCACCCUACUGGGGUGCUAUGUUGCAUACUUAAAAGAUCCACACUUAGAAAAAGACUUCAUGGUCAGUGUAUAGAACAAGGUGGCCCCAUGUGCUACUGAGACAAUUCUGUCCAUGAAAUAUUGCCAUGGGACAGUCCUCUGCCGGAAAGGCUGUCCAGUCCCAGUCUGGUUUAAAGAGAAGUGUAAGAACAGAGAUCAGGAGUGAACCUUGAAGUUGUCCAUCAACAAUGAGUACCUGGACAGCAGACUGAGCAGGUAUACAGCUCACCUGGCCUCAACUUAUCCUGUUUGCCAGGGGCGGCCUCUAUUCUUGUUCAGCUGUUUCUUAUUCUCGUCCCUGUUUUUCCCUUUGGAGACGCCUUGUUAAAAUCAUCUUGCCACAACUGUCGUUCUUCAGGGUUCAGCUUCUUCUGCACAGUCUCCAAAGAGGAGAGAGAUGGACACCUCUUAAUAAUCCUUGAUUUAUUACUGCCUUCUGAACAAUCCUCCAGAGGCAAUUUGCACAUGAAAUGAUUAAAACCAGUUAAAAACACAAUAGCAGCAAAUAUAUUUUAAGCAAGACUGAAACCAUAGCAAAGUACCGCAUUUUUCCAUGUGUAAGACUAGGUUUUCCCCCUAAAAAAUAAAUGUCAAAAAUUAGGGGGUGUUUUAUACAUGGGUACAUCUCCCCCCAUUUUCUUAAAUAUGAAUCCCCAAAAAUAGGGGGCAUCUUAUACAUGGGGGCAUCUUAUAGAUGGAAUAAUAUGGUAGAUACUUGUGAUAAACACCCAUUUUAUCCAGUUGGGGAAGCCCGACAGAACAAAAAUGUCUCCAGUUGUUUCCAGAAAGCAGAUAGUGAGCACCUGUUGUAUCUUGAAAGGAAUGCUAUUCUAUAGAACAGGGGCAGCCACACUAGGCACCCAGUCUGGGUUACUGCAUGUCUCUAAUGCAGCUGUGAGGAACUGUUGGUCCUCCAGAUGUUGAUGAACUGCAACUCCCAUCAGCCCUAGCAGGUGCAGCCCAAUGGUCAGGGCUGAUGGGAGUUGCAGUUCAGCAACACCUGGAAGACCCCCAGUUUCCCGCACCUACUUAAUGUGGGCUGUGUGUGCAUGAGCACUAAGACUCCAAGCACAGCCUUCUGUUUAGCAUGUAAUGAAGGGUGGUGUUCAUUUCCAACAGUUGAUAAUAAGCCAUGGUAGGAGAUUUUUGGUUUUUCAAUAAAUCUUUAACCAUUCACCAUGGAAAGAAGACAGAGUCCGUACCAGAGAAGAAUGGCAAGUUAAGCCGAUGGACUGCGCUGAAAUGGCAAAGUUGACUGGAAAACUCAGGAACCAAGACGUCAAAAACUUCUAAAAAGAAUGGGGGGAAAUUUAUAAUUCAUCUAGGAGACCACUGCAAGCAAAUGGAAACAUUAGCGGGAUUUGAAACCCACUUGCAAUGUAAUACUAUGGAUGAUAUGGAUUGAAAAAUAUAGAAUAUGGGAUAAUAUGCAGUUGUAAACAUUGACAAUAAGACCCAUGGACGGAAUGGGG